GAUAUAUAGUUCUGUCAAGUGUCAAAAAACAUAACCUCAAUCUCAUGUUGUCGUGUUGUUGGAGGUUAUUUUGUUUACUGUACAGUAUUUUGAGUUUUUAAUUUAUUUAACGUAAACGAAAAAAUAUUAAUAUAAGUAUCUGAAAAUGGGUAAACAACGGAAAACCAGAAAAAUUGUUGAACGUAAGUUUGCUAAAAUGAAGAAGCUUAUAAGUCUUAGUGAUAACAGGAUAAAACCUACGGAACGAGUUGAGCCAAAGAAGAAAAAAAUUGAUCCACACGAGUUGAAAAUACGCGAAGCACCACAAGCGAGCUCAGCGUUGUUCUUCCAGUACAACACUCAGCUAGGACCGCCUUACCAUAUACUCAUUGAUACUAACUUCAUUAAUUUCUCUAUAAAAAACAAAUUAGACAUAGUACAGAGCAUGAUGGAUUGUCUAUAUGCCAAAUGUAUCCCAUACAUAACUGACUGUGUAUUAGCUGAGUUAGAGAAACUGGGCCGAAAAUAUCGUGUAGCAUUAAGAAUAAUUAAAGACCCAAGGUUUGAAAGGAUCACUUGUUUACAUAAAGGAACUUAUGCUGAUGACUGUAUUGUACAAAGGGUGACACAACAUAAAUGUUAUAUAGUGGCUACAAAUGACAAAGAUUUGAAAAGAAGAAUAAGAAAAAUACCAGGUGUGCCAAUUAUGUAUGUUGCUGAACAUAAAUACACUAUCGAGAGAAUGCCAGAUGCAUAUGGAGCUCCCAAAGGAGCUAUUUAGUAUUAAGGUAAUAAUUAUGUAAUAUUAAAUUAAAAUAAACAUUUUGUUUAAAAAAAA
Messenger RNA from Helicoverpa armigera (cotton bollworm), 817 nucleotides. It is a transcript of the gene Bka, whose product is annotated as rRNA-processing protein FCF1 homolog. The transcript is spliced from 2 exons. The record is from RefSeq and is a predicted model, not a curated record. NCBI's taxonomy places the organism in Eukaryota, Metazoa, Arthropoda, Insecta, Lepidoptera, Noctuidae. The coding region runs from base 146 to 760 and encodes 204 amino acids. Gene Ontology annotation, cellular component: small-subunit processome; nucleolus.